AUGGGUUUAAGUUGGGAGGAGCUGAGUGCUGUCCACCUCAACACUUUCCUCUCCCCACUCCGAAACAGGGCUCAUUAUGUCUACCUGGAUGUGCCUGAGCAUAUUUUAGAGAUCUUACGAGGAUUUAAUCUCUCCCCACUCCGAAACAGGAAUGAUGAUGUCUACCUGGGCUUCUGGAUUCAGCUUUGGAAUGUUUCAGACGUCUUACGAGUACUUAAUUCUCCAAGUGCUGACGAAAACGACUUUGGCCAUUUGGACUUUGACGGUGAGUGGCUCAGCCCUGCCUCGCCUUCUUGGGAGCUGGAGGGGGGCACGCGAAGGCAGCUCUGUGUCCCUCCCACCACCAGCCCCUCAAAGCCCAGCAGGCUCCCUGCGCACUGAACGGGGAGCCCGAGACUUGUCGCCUCCUCACUCUCAGUUGGCCCCUGAGCGCAGUUUUGCCUCCCAGCCCUGCUCCCUGGCAACUUGAACCCUGUUAAACUAUGGAACUCACUCCAGCAAGAGGCAGAGGUGGCCACCAACCAAGACAGCUUGAACAUGAUAAAAUCAGGGAGGAAAAGAAGGCUAUCAGCAGCAGGCAGCUGCAAUGGCUGUUCUCCGCCUGUUCUAAUGGAGGCAGCCCUGCUUCUCAAUACCACUUGCUAUGAACCAAAGGAGGUGGGGAGAGUUGUUUUCAUGCUCGGAUCAGGGCCUUGCAGGUUUCCCUUUGGAGCAGCUGGUUGGCCACCGUGGGAGCAAGAAGUUGGAGCAGAGAGGUUGAUAGCUUGAUCAUAGCUGUCAGCUUUUCCCUUUUCUUGCGAGGAAUCCUAUUUGGAAUAAGGGAAUUUCCCUUAAAAAAGGAAAACGUUGACAGCUAUGAGCUUGAUCCAGCAGGCUCUCCUGAUGUUCAACAUCCUAGGAAUCCCAGCUUCCCUCUCACAGGCAUGCAUGCAUAAUUUUAUUUCUAUGACACCUUUCCACAGUUCAAACUAUGCUCAAGGCAGCUUACAACAUGGAAAAAACUACAUGGCAGCAACAUAGCAAAAUUACCCACAAACAAACAAUGAAACAUCCAAAAAUGCACACCCAAAGGAACAAUCCCCACAAUUCUGCAGGGGAGAAGGAGCGGGAGGCCAAGACUAGUUACGAGGCUAGAGAGGAAAACCCUAAAUCUUGGUCUGAUGUCUUGCCUAUAGAGUCCUUGCAGCCGGAAAAACGCCAGGUUGAGGAUGACUCCUUCGAUGAGGACUCCUCUAAGGAAUUCGAUCCAGAACAGUUGCUGUGGGCCUUUCCUAGCAACCAAAUCCACCGUUUCCUGCCUGUGCGCCCGCUGACAACCGUUCCCUGGCUUCUCCUCACCUUGUCUCGCCAGGUUGAGGAUGACUCCUUCGAUAAGGACUCCUCUAAGGAAUUCGAUCCAGAACAGUAG
This is a messenger RNA of Podarcis lilfordi (Lilford's wall lizard), 1408 nucleotides long. The record is from the annotation of a GenBank genome assembly. NCBI's taxonomy places the organism in Eukaryota, Metazoa, Chordata, Lepidosauria, Squamata, Lacertidae.